UCCAACAUGGCGACGUAGGGACGUUGUUAUUGUUUCCUUGCUCAUACAAGCUUUUGUAGUACGAUGGGAAAUACAUAGAAAAGCAGCCAAGUUGGUCUAUUUGGGCAUGAGAGGAAGAACCGGAGAUAAUGCUAAGAUCCACCGGCUUCUUCCGAGGGAUUGACUGUCCGUUUUACACGGAGUAUAACGAGAGUAAAGGUAGUAGAAAUGGGUGUAACAGACCGUACUGUCACUUCAGGCACAGCCAGCAGGGACGGCUGUCCUAUGGACUACCAGCAGAUGUUAAAAAGCGAGACCGCCACUCCGCACAGAGAGAACAAGGUUAUGAUCCCUUCAACCCAGAAGUAGUGAGGCCUCAGGAGCAGCAAAAUGGACAGACGGCCACCCCAGGAGACAUCAGUGGUGUGUUGGAGCGGGUCAACAGGGCCAUUGAGGAGGUCCGCUGUGAGGUGGAGUGGGAGAAGAGGAAGCUCUCUCAGAUUGGGGAUGAACUGUAUGAUCACACCGAGAGUAGUAGUUUGUCUUCAGCCAAUGCUGCUAAAAGUAAAACAGCAGCUUCACACUUGCCCUAUGAUCCUGGGAGCUAUCAGAUGACAUCGGGAGGGUAUAAUCCCACUCCUAGCUGCAGCAAGUACACCUUGGAUUCAGACAACAAGGGGAGCACAGGUAACUCAAUGGAAUAUGUCCCUACUUCACUGAAAAAACCUGUUACUCAGACACUCAGUCAUGAAGUCCCCUCUUCUCCCAGCCCAAAAUAUUCAAACAGCAUAUCCUCCUCUAAAUGUAAAUACACUGUGGACAGUUCUAGACCAUCUACAGAUACUGUUAAGACCGAGGGGAACAAGACACGCAUACCAACAGUGUCUGAUUUGUCAGACGAGGAGUAUAUUAUAGCUGUGAAAAAGCCACGGCUGCAGAAUGCGGACACAAAUAAGUACACUUUCUCUGACUCUGAUGGGGAGAGCUCUGGAACAGAGUACCGACCCACCUCUCUUAGCAAUCUCCAGCAAAGAAAAGGCACCACUUGGUCAGUGGGAGGUGCUUUUGGGAAGGAGAGAAAAGAGAGAACUGGAAGUAUGCACAAUGCACUGACACAGAAAAGUACAGUGGACUUGACACAGGACUCGGACAUCCAGGAAUAUAUUAAACAGAAGGACAACCUACAGAAAAAGAAAGUGACUGGUGGGACUAGCCAUGAGAAAAUUGCAAAAAAAUUACAAAAACUUGAAAAGGAAGUAACAAAAACAUCUGAUAGCAAGAGUGGCAGUAAGGACAGAGGUUCAAUAAAGAACACAAACCAAGACUUUGCAAAGAAGGAGAACAAGAGUCAUGGAAAGAGAGAUGAUAGGAAAGACACAUUUAAGGUUAAAGUAUCUGAUAAAGUUCAUAGAGGAGAGAAGAGAAGUGAUGGUAAGAUCAAAACUGUGGAAAAAGUUAAAACAGAUUCUAGAAAUCAAAGUAAAGAUGCAGAAAAUGGUGCAAAGGAAAGUAAACUUUAUACAUCAGACAAGGAAAAGGAACACAGAAAGUAUAAAGACCACCAACUCAAAAAUGGCAAAUUUAAUAACACUUUAAGUGAAAAGAAUGUGAAGAAAAUUAGUAAAAGCAGUUCUAGUAGUGGGAGGAGUAACAGUAAAGGCAGUUCUGCAAAAGACAUAGAUAAAAUGAAUCAAAAUAUCAAGUCACCAAAUAGGAAAAGACAUGAGGAGAAACGACAAAGUCUGAAACUGAGCCAUGCUGAUCUGUUUGGAGAUGAGAGUCCAGAUGAGGCUAAACCAAUGGAGGUGGACAAUGAUGAUGAUGAUGAUGAAGCAGAAGAAGUGCUGGUGAGGAAAUCGGCUGAUGCUUUAAAGGGGAGACGACUGAACAAGAGGAAAGCAUCAGAACUGAUCAUGUCAUGCUCUCACAAUGAGAGCGGCCGCGGUCUAGAGGGCAGCAGGACAGGCAAGGACGAGGUUGAUGAUGUUGAAAUCGACUUCUUCAGUCUCCAGGAUGACCUGGACUUUGACUCAGACCCUAUGGAGGAGUGUUUGAGGAUCUUCAAUGAAUCCAAUGAUGUGAAGAGGGAAGACAAGGGAAGGCAAACUAAACAGCCCUCUAAGGAUUCAGAGGAGGAGAAAAGCAUAGAGAGCACUUUAACCACUCUUUUCCCCGGUCAGAAGAAGAGAGUCUCCCAUUUUGUUGCCAAAGGAAAUACUGAUACACCUUCUAAGACGGUGGUGCGGCCGUACAAGAGACCCACAGCCCAGGAGGUCUGCUACCAGCGCAUGCAGAUGGCACAGCAGCAGGCUGCUCAGCUUUCUGCUUCAGUCAAAACUGCCUCACAGAGCUUCAGCCCCAGCUUCUCUGGGGAAAGGAAGAGAAUAGCACACCGUCCCAACCCACAGAUAGCAGCCCCCAAAACAAGUCUGGCAGACACUAAACCAACUGCCAGUCAAGUAUCAUCCCCGAGCCGGACUCAUCAGGCUGUCAAGGCUCAAACCACUGCUGGUAUUUUGUCAAAGACCAUGUCCACUGCUACGCAGAAGAGGCUAGCACACACACCAACCAUGAAGAGUACUUCAAUGAAGCGCCCUGUUAUCCCUGCUGAGUUUGGGGCCAAAGUCCCUACAAACAUUCGUCAGCGCUACCUCAACACCUUCAUAGAUGAAUGUGUCAAAUUUUGCCCGUCGGAGGACUUUGCCUUCCAGAUGGCCCUUGAUGAGGAGAAACUGGUGUAUGAGCGUAGUAGCAGCAAGAACAUCUACCUCAAUGUAGCUGUCAACACACUGAAAAAGUUGCGCAACAAGAGCAGCUCCUGUUCAUCGCCAGUCACCAAGGAGCCCGGGCCAGUUGCUAACAGGAAGGCCCAGUCCCAUGAGGAUGUUCUAGGGGGUCGUCUUGCUGCUACAACCAGCUUCACCAUCAACAGGAUGGGUAAACAGCAAGAAGAAAAACUCUCCGGAGCCACACUGUACAGGAAGCUGAAGGCAUACCUGAUGACAGAGGAAGAGCUCCUGGAACACGGCUACCCGAGAGCAAGCCCGAAGGGUGCGGGUAAAGCCUCUGUAUUCAACCCUGGGGAGAAAAAGAUUGUUACAGAUCCAUUCAACAAGAUAUGCUGUCGAUGUGGAGCAGAGUAUAAGAUCAAUGGCAAUGGCAGCUGUAUACGGAAAGAGGAAUGUAAUUAUCACUGGGGACGUUUACACAGAAAUAAAGUUGCUGGAGGCUGGGAAACAAACUACAGCUGCUGUGCUGCGGCCGUGGGUUCUCCGGGUUGCCAAGUUUCCAAGCAACAUGUGCAGGAUGGGCGUAAAGAGUCACUGGACAACUAUGUCUCAACGUUCAGUAAAUCUCUGCCACCGGACGGAAAUGGAGGUGUGUUUGCAUUGGACUGCGAGAUGUGUUACACAAAGCAGGGCCUGGAACUGACGAGGGUGACCGUCAUUGAUCCUGACAUGAAAGUUAUUUACGACACAUUUGUCAAACCUGAAAGCAAAGUAGUCGACUACAACACUCGAUUUUCAGGUGUGACGGAGGAGGACUUGGAGAGCACCACCAUUACCCUGAGAGAUGUUCAGGCUGUACUGCUCAGUAUGUUCAGUGCUGAAUCCAUCCUCAUAGGACACAGUCUGGAGAGCGACCUGCUUGCUUUGAAGUUAAUCCACAGUUUUGUUGUAGACACAGCCGUUGUGUUCCCUCAUCGCCUCGGCUUGCCCUACAAACGUGCCUUGAAGAGCUUGAUGGCCGACCACCUCAAACGCAUCAUCCAGGACAAUGUGGAAGGCCACGACUCAAGCGAAGAUGCAUCUGCCUGCAUGGAGCUGAUGAUGUGGAAGAUCAAGGAGGAUGCAAAGGUGAAAAGAUGACCUCUGAUCGCUCUACUUCGCUUUCUUAUUGACUUCCUGCCUUCAUGUUAGUUGCCACGAGAUGCAGAUGUUCAGGA
Monopterus albus (swamp eel) is the source of this 3925-nucleotide messenger RNA. It is a transcript of the gene rexo1, whose product is annotated as REX1, RNA exonuclease 1 homolog. NCBI's taxonomy places the organism in Eukaryota, Metazoa, Chordata, Actinopteri, Synbranchiformes, Synbranchidae. The record is from RefSeq and is a predicted model, not a curated record. The transcript is spliced from 17 exons. Gene Ontology annotation, cellular component: nucleus. The coding region runs from base 129 to 3848 and encodes 1239 amino acids. Gene Ontology annotation, molecular function: exonuclease activity; nucleic acid binding.